Molecule: messenger RNA, 3263 nt
Organism: Notodromas monacha
Lineage: Eukaryota; Metazoa; Arthropoda; Ostracoda; Podocopida; Cyprididae
Source: the annotation of a GenBank genome assembly
UUUCAUAUUUUUCAGGCUCGUCGUUUAGUGUCGAGUUUUAGUUUCCCAACUUUUUUCCUUUCCAUACGUUUUCGGAACCGCGAAGUUUUACCUUAUUGAUGCUUGCGGCAUUUCGGCGAAUCGAAUCUGCACAAGGACGAGAGCUAGACGAGUCCUUCCGGGAUUGCAAAGCUCCAAUAAUUCAUCCAUCUCUGGGGAUUUAACCAUCCAUUCAGAGACAGAAGAAGGAAAACAAUUUCUGGUUUUACCAGGAUCAGAUCCCAGGAUGCAUCGACGAACCACCCUGAUUGUGGGGCUGGUGAGCAACCUGUGGCUCUUCAUGGGCCUGGCCCCAACCUCCCAGGCCCUGGAUGUGAAGCCCCAUGUGCCGAAGGUUGGCGAUCAGAAGUGCCCAUCUAACAAGGCGCUUGGACAGUGCACGUGCAAGUCCCGCAGUUCCGGGCUCUACAUUGCCUGCCGGGACACGACAGAGGAAGCCAUCCUGGGGGUGCUGGACUCGAUCAAGGAGAUCAACCGAGACUCGCCAACACCGCCAUCCCGCAGUUCCGGGCUCUACAUUGCCUGCCGGGACACGACGGAGGAAGCCAUCCUGGGGGUGCUGGACUCGAUCAAGGAGAUCAACCGAGACUCGCCAACACCGCCAGAAAUUUACAGCUUGUUCGUCAUGAACACAACAUUCCCAAGGCUUCCGAUGCACUACUUCAUGGGCUUGUCUGUGAUUCAUUUCACCCUCACACAAAGCAACCUGAGUGCCAUCAGUGCAGGAGCUUUGGACUCAUUGGACAGGACAUUGUCGCAACUUUCGUUCGCCAACAACGAACUGCACAUUUGCCCCAAGUUCCCGCGCUUGUCGCAGCUGAAACUGCUCAACCUGAACCACAACAAAUUGACCAGGAUCCCGAGCAACCACUUCGAGCACCUGCCGGCUCUCACCCAACUUCUGCUCUACGAGAACCGCAUUGCGCACAUCUCUGGCAAGGCAUUCGAAGGCCUAUCCAGGAAUCUAUACAAACUGAAUUUGGGCGUGAACAAUCUGACUGCUGUUCCCACCGAGGCUCUUCGGCCACUUCAAGCAUUGCACACGUUGCAAAUAUCGGAUAACAAAAUCGAUCAGCUGCAUCAAGACGACUUCCCUGAAGAACUCGGAUCAGGUCUGGACCAGCUGGACUUGCACAGGAAUUUGUUGACGAAACUUCCGGCAAAUUCCUUCUCGAAUUUGAAAAGACUCACUUCGCUUCAUCUGAAUGAGAACCAGAUAUCUUCUUUGGAAGACGACGCUUUCGCCGGACUCGAACACUUGCAGUGGUUGUACUUGAACCACAAUCCGAUCAAAGGGGUACCAACCAGGUCAUUGCGUCCGCUGACAUCACUCAGAAGUCUGGACCUGAGAAAUUGCGAAAUCAACAACCUGUCGGCGGAUUCCUUCGAGGUUUUCUCCAAGAAUCUCCAGUACUUGCACUUGCAAUACAAUCACAUUAAAACGUUGCCGAUGGGAGUAUUCGACUUCAUGGAAUCUUUGGACCAUUUGCAACUCUACUCAAACCGCAUUGAACACGCGCCAUACGAUGUUUUCAGUGGCGUUUUAGACACAAUGGAGGUCCUCGAUUUGCACGGGAACCCCUUGGUUUGCGAUUGCGACCUGCGCUGGUACCGAGAAUGGCUGGACAAUUUCCACGCCACAGACGAUGCCGGGUUCCUGGUAGACAAAGCAACCUGCCACGUACCCAAGUAUGAGGCUGACCAGUAUGUGCACAAAGUGCCACACGAGGAUUUUGGCUGCAAAACCAGUCGUUCGGGGUCUUGGACUUCAGCAGCCAAAGGACUCAGCAGCAUUAGCGACAUCGCCUUGCCAACAACGUCGCUUCUUCUCGUCAAUCUCGCCAAAAAAAUAUUCCAUUCCUAGUUUAUUUUUGUGAAAAUUCAACAAUAAGAAAAAAGCCGGCCCUUCAGCCUUUUCCCCCACGUUCAUCGUGUCGCCAAUAUUUUCUGCUGCUGAAAAUAUCAAGACCAACGCAACUGCAAAAGUCGUCUUUCAUGCCAAAAGUUGAGAAAAUGAAUAUUUACUGUUUCUUUACCAGAUUGUAUUUCGUCCCCUCCCCAUGUCUUUUCUUUUUUUGGCACAAAAAGAUUCUUUCGAGAGAGAAAAACAAUCAGCAGCAAUCAAUACGGAUCAACCAAGUCUUUCUGAAAACGAAGAAAAUUUGCGCGGAACGGCUUUCAGAGAAAGAAAAAAAAUUAGUCCACAGAGAAACCCAGUUGCUUUCAUGGAUUAUACGGAAACUUGUUUUAUUUUAUUUUAUAAAACUGAGGAAAAAGAUAUGAGCAAUUUGUAUUGCUGUUUUUUUCCUCGCCAACAUCUCGCAGCGAGCUUUCAUUCGCCCGUUUCGUUUAGCUUGUUUCAAAACGACGUCCUGAAUCAAAAAAGAGUAUAUUGCAUGAAUUUCAAGCGAAUCAAGAAUGAUUUGCUUGAAAAGAAAAAAAAUCACACGAUGUUAAAGGGGAAAAAAAAGAUCGUCUUUCUGCGUAUCAGGGAUUUUAUUGAUUCUUAUUUUAUUCUCUCGUUUUCCCCAAUUCAGAAAAUGCCAUGCAUUGAAAAUCGCUUGUGCUUUAUUUUCUCGCAAAAAAAAUUUAAUACCAAGCGCAUGUUUUUUUUUUUUGCUGUUCUCUUCGUGCUUGGAAACCAUCAUGGUCAUCAACGAAGUUACCUCCAGGAAAGGAUUUUACCAAAACAGAAAAUGGAAAACCAAAAAUUUGCCAAUUUAUAUAUCUCCCGAAAUUUCAUUCUGGUUCGACUAAUUUUUAAAACAGAAAAGGGACAAACUUUUUUUCGACACGCAGAUUGCUGCUUUAUCGCUUAUUGUGAUCCCGAGUGCAAAAAAAAAAAAUGAAAAAAGGAAAAAAAAUAUUUCGGGGGGUGUUUGCGUUUUAUUUGAAAAGAAGAAAAACGUUGUUGCUGGGAAGCGAUUUUGAAGGUGGAUCCAUUCUGGUCAAACCGUUGUUCUUGUCUUAAGAUCUCUUCGAUGUGUAUAAAUUGCUUUGCGUUAUUUGAAUAAACGAAUGAAUGAAUCGGAUCUCUCGGCAAAUAUUGUAUUCAAAAGAUGGAUGACUGCGAGAAAAGCGUUUUCCCCCAUGUUUUGUGGAAGAGCGAUUGAUGAUAUUUCAAUUGGAAUUUGAUGCUUGGAUUGUUUCUGAGAGUGAGUGGAAAUUGAAGAUGUGGAAGAAUAAACGGACUUUUUGGGGUGUGGGAAGCAGAUACACACAAA